CAGUACUCGACUAGGUGAUGAGGGCGAGAGUUUGAAGUGUCUGGAAGAUGCCCGCCUGGAUUCGGCAGAAGCUGCUCGAAUAAGCGGCCAGCUGCAAGGGAGAUGGACAGCCCGACACUGACAUCAUCCCUGCUGCACUGCUCCUCUACACAUACACAGUAACUUACAGCUAAGGAUUGACCUAAAAUCACGAAGUAGUGAUCAACCACUGCAACGCCGAGCAGUCUGUCGCCGAGGCAGUCAAAGGCAAAAGGGCAGCAACCUCAGUCCAAAGCCAAAUGUCGAUACCAACGAGGACAAGGCAACUGCGCUGCCUUUUCCGGCGCAGUAACAAAUUCCCGGUUUCAGAACCUCGAUGGACAGCUAUAGCAGCAAUCGAGCGGCAACUGCCGCGACACUCCUCCUCGGCAGGGCCAGUCACAUACCCUUCUACAGACAGCCAGCCGCCACGGCCCUCCCCAACUACGGCUCAAUCUUCAUCUCCUAGUCACCUCCGCGCAACCGCCCCUUCCUCCAACCCGAAUACCAAACUCCCUGAACUCUGGUUCACCUCCGCCCCUGACCCGAACCGUCCUCCAGACGACCGAAAAGUCAAGCUCGGCAAGACCCUACGAAUCCUGCAGACACACCUGCCCACGCUGCUCCAGACCCCGCUGCCAAACGAGGUCCUGUCGCCGCAGAUAAGCCUGCACCUGUUCCCCUCGACGCACCCGCACCUGCCGACGGUCACGGGCCGCGUGGCCUACCGCGCCGCGCUCUGGUCCAGCCCCAUCGCCUGGAACAGGGUGCCCAUUGUGGGCAACGUGCGGCUCGAGAUCCUCUCGGAACGCAUGGUUGACCACCCGGUCUACCGACACCCGUUCGCUUCUUCUUCAUCAUCUGCCGCUCGCGGUGGGGGUGGUCUUGAUGGUGAGGGCAGGGCUGCCCCCGAUGACGGCCGUGAGCGCGCCGGGCCGGAACAGCUGAUUGUACGCUGGCGAACGGUGGGCGGUAAGGAGGGUAAGGGGACCAGCUGGUUGGGGGGGUUGGUGAAUGGUAAGGUUAAGGGGAGGGGGAGGAAUGAUGUGGAUGCCGAUGGGAGGUUAAGUCAGGGGGAGGGAGGGGGCAGUGGGAACGGUGGGAAUGUCGGCGACACUGAGGUCAGAGCACCGGUUGGGACGGCGCAGCCUGUUGGGGCCAGUACCAAGGAGUUCACGGGGCUGUUUAUCUUUGAUUUUGAUGAGGAGGGGAGGAUCCUAAGUCAUACCAUUGAGCAUGUGCAGGAAGGAGGGCACUGGGAGAAGGGGGUCGGCGCUAAGGUGGUGGGCUUGACGGAUUGGCUGUUGGGUGGGAUGAAGGGGGGAGAGGAGCCGUGCCCUGCAUUCGCCAGGGCGAGAUUUCGCAAGGGUCGAUGAUGAUCUGAGCGGUCGGUUUUGUGAUGGUAGGCUGGGGAGUUUGUACGAUGGUGGUUUCGUUUGCUGUCUUGGGCUGUCAUAUAUCCUCUCAAAGCACGGCGUGAGAAAGGAAGGGAAAGGCGUUUUGCAUGUACUACUAUGAUGGUUCAGGACCUAGAGGCACGGAUUGGACAGGAAACAACAAGGACAACACCCGCAUCGAUCAUAUUGCAUUGUAAAAC
Molecule: messenger RNA, 1615 nt
Organism: Canariomyces notabilis
Lineage: Eukaryota; Fungi; Ascomycota; Sordariomycetes; Sordariales; Chaetomiaceae
Exons: 3
Coding region: 279-1394 (371 amino acids)
Source: RefSeq, a predicted model, not a curated record